Molecule: messenger RNA, 624 nt
Organism: Gongylonema pulchrum
Lineage: Eukaryota; Metazoa; Nematoda; Chromadorea; Rhabditida; Gongylonematidae
Source: the annotation of a GenBank genome assembly
AUGGAUAGUGAGUAUCGCGUAAUUUUAAAUGUCGGUGGCAUACGGCAUGAAACUUACAAGCAUACGUUGAAAAAGAUCCCAGCAACUCGAUUGAGUCGGCUUACAACAAAUUUAGCUAAUUAUGAUCCAGUGCUGAAUGAAUAUUUUUUCGACCGGCAUCCUGGUGUUUUCGCGCUCAUACUGAACUAUUAUCGAACCGGGAAGCUCCAUUAUCCGUUGGAUGUCUGUGGGCCACUGUUUGAAGAAGAACUGAAGUACUGGGGUUUGGAUGCUAAUGAGGUAGAACCGUGCUGCUGGAUGACAUACACGCAGCACCGUGAUACUCAAGAAGUGCUGACCACACUCGAUAAACUCGAUAUUGAUAUUGAUGAAGAACGCCUCAAUGAUCCCGAGCAGGUCUAUCGACGGGAACUUCAAAGAAUUGGCAAAAGAUGUUCAAAGUUGCUGCUUAAGUCAGCUGCUUUUUACAACGGUGCUUCGUUUUGCAGAUUUGGCUGGGAGGAUGACUACCAUAACCAUUCGCUGUCGAGAUGGCAAAAAUUAAAGCCGAAAAUCUGGCAUUUAUUUGACGAGCCUUAUUCAUCUAAUGGAGCUAAAGUUAGUUUGCUUCUUUCAGCCCAGUAA